CUGGCGAUUGGUGUAGAAGGUGGCUUCUGUUCAGGGCCAAAAUAUGAAAUUGAAAAUGAAUAUGCUAUUGUGGUGCAUCCUCAUUUCAAGACGAAAUAUAGCAUAAACAGCGAAGGUGUCCAGAAGAUGGAGAGAAUUGAAGCGGGCGUUAGUGCUUGGGAUGGAGAAGCUAAAGUGGAUACGAAACAUCUAAAUUUGGAGCAGUUGGAUAAUGGAAAGAAAAUUGCGGAAUCGGGUUGGCAGUGUGAAGAACUGGGUUGUGAUUUGACCGAAAAUUUAUGGCUUAACCUAACGGAUGGUGCAGUGAAAUGUGGACGAUCGCAGUAUCUUCAGGAAGGAGUGAUGAGUGCCGGGCGCAAUCAUAUGCGACUUCAUUUUGAAAAGUAUGCUUUUUUUUUGUUAUAA
This is a messenger RNA of Gongylonema pulchrum, 405 nucleotides long. NCBI's taxonomy places the organism in Eukaryota, Metazoa, Nematoda, Chromadorea, Rhabditida, Gongylonematidae. The record is from the annotation of a GenBank genome assembly.